AUGUCUCAUUCGGGUGCAGCAGUGUUUAAGAAAGUGUCAGGGAUCCUAACGGUCAACGAAGAUGCUUCUCCUGCCGAGCUUUUAUGGAGAUCGACUGAUGGAGACAAAACUCACAAAGUAAUACUGAAUACCAUUGACAAGCUGCAAGCGACACCCGCAACGAGCGAAAAAAUGAUGUUGCGGCUCAUAGGGAAGAUAGAUGAGUCUAAAAAGCGCAAAGACAACGAGGGAAACGAGGUAAAGCCCAACUUGCCUAGUCAUGUAUUUUCCUUCAAUAACCGCACUGUAAUGGACAAUAUUAAGGAGACUCUUCAGCUGAUCAUUGCACGUUACAAGGACGAGGAGGUGUUUGAAGAGAAGAAGCGCAAAGAGUCCAGCAUGGCGCCCGCACUUUCUGAAAGUGCUCCCUUAAUUAAUACGUCUACUCUGGAUGAUUCUUUGUCUCGCGAAAAGCUGCUCACUAAUCUCAAACUCCAGCAAUCUCUGCUCAAAGAAAACAAAAACCUGAUGAGAACAUUUCAGGAGGCUGUCAUCAAUUCAGGCCUUCCGCCAGACGAGUUUUGGUCCACUAGAGUCCCUCUACUUCGUGCAUUUGCUCUAACAACGUCUCAAAGAACAGGACCCUACAAUGUACUCUCUACUAUUAAACCAGUUGCUUCUUCAGAUAACAAAGUUAACGUUAGCGUCUCGCGCGAAAAGAUUCUAACGAUUUUUCAAACAUACCCAAUUGUGAAAAAGGCCUACGAUGACAGUGUUCCUAAAAACUUCAAGGAACAAGAAUUUUGGGCGAGGUUCUUCUCAUCCAAGCUGUUUCGCAAACUCAGAGGUGAAAGAAUCAUGCAAAGUGAUCGCGGUGACAUGAUUAUAGAUCGUUACCUCACGCUGGAUCAAGAAUUUGACAGGAAAGACGAUGGCGAUCUUCAACACUCAGUAAAGAAGCUUUUGGAUCUCGAAGGUAAUGAUCAGGAUGACCCAGAACGUAAGGGGAACAACCCAGACUUUACUAUGCUUCCUGGCGUAGACCCCAAUGGGAAUACUGAUGGUGUAGUGGAUAUCCUGAAAGGCAUGAACCGACUGAGUCAGAAAAUGAUCAAAUCAUUGGAGAACGAGUAUUCAAGAACAAACCUUCUCGCAGAAGAUGCAGAUAAGGAAGAGCGGGAAGAGCUUAUGUUCAGCGAUUUGGAAGAGGCAGAUGAGGCUAAGUACAUAGAAAUAACAGUCAAACAACGAAAAGCUGUUGACAAAGAAGCGUUAGGACAAAUUAACGGAAAAACAAAACUAGUAGUGGGAAAACAGGAUAUAGAUCAACAGAUUGAUCUUGUUGUCGAUGGGCUAACCAAAUCUGUUGAUCUGACCAAAGUAACUAAUGACAAUAAGGAGAUAAACAACUCCGUGAAUCAGAUCGUAAUACGAGCAGUGAAAAUCAACGCCAAACAAGCUAGAAACUCAAACAUGAGCGCCGUGGCUGGGUCUACGAACAGCAUCGCCACUGUGGCCUCUACGGUGGAAGUGAACUCACCACUGCCGCCGGACCUACUGGAAAGCUGCCGAGUGCUACAUGGAACAUGCUGUGAGUUUCUGAAGCAUUUUUAUAUUCAUUUCCAGAGCGGUGAAGUCCGACAGGCGCCAACUGUGAAAAAGCUUUACAGCUACUUGAGGCAAUGUUUGGAUAAGAUAACAAACUUGCUGAACCAGGUCAAAAAUAAUGAAAAUGCUCAACGGGAUGGCCUGGUUAACAAUUGCCAGGCAUACUUAAAAUCAGUACUUGAGCCACUAAAUUUGGCUAUUCUGAAAUACGAAAAAGCCGUAGAUGAAGUCGACGCUUCUAAUGCAGGCAAGGAUGCAUCAAAUUUAACGGGAUAG
This is a messenger RNA of Lachancea nothofagi CBS 11611, 1863 nucleotides long. The record is from the annotation of a GenBank genome assembly. Lineage: Eukaryota; Fungi; Ascomycota; Saccharomycetes; Saccharomycetales; Saccharomycetaceae.